Egretta garzetta (little egret) is the source of this 486-nucleotide messenger RNA. It is a transcript of the gene THY1, whose product is annotated as Thy-1 cell surface antigen. The record is from RefSeq and is a predicted model, not a curated record. Bases 1 to 486 code for a protein of 161 amino acids. NCBI's taxonomy places the organism in Eukaryota, Metazoa, Chordata, Aves, Pelecaniformes, Ardeidae. The transcript has 3 exons.
AUGAACCCCACCGUCGGCAUCGCUGUCAUCCUGACAGUCCUCCAGGCCGCCCACUGCCAGAUGAUCAAGGACCUGAGUGCCUGCCUGCAGGGCCAGAGCCUCCGGGUGGACUGCCGUUAUGAGAACAAAACCAGCAACCCCCUGACCUACGAGUUCAGCAUCACCAAGGACAACAGGAAGCAUGUCAUCCACAGCACCAUCAGCGUCUCUGAGAACGUCUACCGGAGCCGAGCCAAUGUCACCAUGCAAAAGAACCUGGUGUGCCUCUACCUGCAGAGCUUCACUACCAGUGAUGAGGGUGUCUACAUGUGCGAGCUGAAGGCCACCAAUGACUACACUGGCAACCAGAUAAAGAACAUCACCGUCAUCAAAGACAAACUGGAGAAAUGUGCCGGCUUCAGCCUCUUGAUCCAGAACACUUCGUGGCUCCUGCUGCUUCUCCUUUCCCUGCCUCUCCUGCAAGCCGUGGACUUCGUGUCCCUGUGA